GUCUACUUGUGCAUCGAAAUUAAUCCAUCAUGGAUAAGUUUAAUUUAUAUUAAAGACUCAAGAAUUAAUAAGCUAAAUAACUCGUGGAUGAUUUAAACAAAUGUUUAAAAAAACAUUUUUGUAAAAUAAAAGAAAGCAUUCUUGAUGGGAAAAAAGAAAGCAUUCUUGAUGGAAAAAACCAUAAAGAUGAAAUAUAGAAGCACAUCCACAAAUACAAGUCUGACCUACUUUUACUGGCAAUACUAGAGCAUUCACUGGGUAUUAGAGAUCUUGGCCAUUAAUACCAAUAUAUAGUACUUAGGGCUGCUUAAGUGUGAAAAUUAUGGAGCAUGAAGUCUUAUAGAAGAGUGAAGACUUUUAAAGUGGAAGAAUUGUCCAUUCACAAGAAACUGAAGAAAAAAACCUAGUUUUGUAUUAUUAUUGUUUAGUGACUUAGAAAUAACACAAUAUUUGACUUUUUGGUGGAGGCUUGAUUCUCUUUUAUAGUCUUUACUAUCAACUUUUGAAGCAAGAGGUUUUCAGAUUGUCUUAAAUUUUAGUAGGGAAUCCGAGUUAAAUGUAAACCCUUGUGCGGAAUGCUUUUAAUCCAAGAUAAAAGGUCUGUUCUAUUCUUGAGAAAGAAUAGCACUCGCAAAACGCAAGGUGGCGCUGCAGGCUAAAGAGAGGAAAGGGAAGGAACGGGGAGGGGAAGGGAUGCACAAAGGAUAUUCCAGACUUCCGACAAAGCCAUAGGAAAUGAUAUAGCUAGCUAGCGGUAGCAAGCCCGGGGAGAAGGCACCUCUCUCUUUUCACAGGAAUUGCUAGUGUCCAAGUCAUUCCUAAGGAUUCCAGCUGCAGGCAUUCCAGGGAGCUGUUUGAGGCCAAAUGGAAGGAAUUUUGGGUUUUAUUUUGAAAGUCUUGGAAAGAAUGGAGUCCAGAUUGGAGCAAGCUGUGAAGAAAAGGCAAGUGCUGUUUCUUUAUGUAUUUCUUGGAGCGUCCUGGGCUAGCGCCGAACAGCUUCAGUACUCUGUGGCAGAGGAAACUGAGAGAGGCACUUUCUUAGCCAAUCUAGCAAAGGAUUUGGGGUUGGGGCUGGGGGAACUGUCAGCCCGGGAAGCUAGAAUUGUUUCAGACCAGAACACACGGUUUUUACUGCUCAGUCCUCUUACUGGAGAGCUAAUUCUUAAUGAGAAGCUGGACCGAGAGGAACUGUGUGGCCCCACAGAGCCCUGUGUGCUGACUUUCCAAUUGCUGUUGGAAAGACCAUUUCAGAUUUAUCGUGCUGCAUUACAUGUCAAAGAUAUAAAUGAUAAUUCUCCAGUAUUUCUAGACAAAGAAAUACACUUGAAAAUAUCAGAAAGUACCACGCCAGGGGCGACGUUUUUCUUAGAGAGGGCACAGGAUUCCGAUGUGGGAACGAACAGCCUGAGUAACUACACCAUAAGCCCCAAUGAUUAUUUCCACAUUCACGUGAAUGAUGGCGGGGAGGGGACUAUCUUUCCUGAACUGGUACUGGAUAAAAUGCUGGACCGAGAAGAAAUACCAGAAUUCACUUUAACUCUCACAGCCUUGGAUGGUGGCUCUCCACCUAGAUCUGGGACAGCCUUGGUGCGAAUCUUGGUGUUGGACAUAAAUGACAACUCCCCUCAAUUUGUGCAGUCACUUUACAAAGUUCAGUCACCUGAAGACACCCCGGUUGGCUCCUUGGUUGUCGCUGUGUCUGCUAGGGACUUAGACACAGGAAGUAAUGGUCAAAUAACCUACACAUUUUCUUAUGCCACUGAAAGAAUUCUCCAAACGUUUCAAAUCAAUUCUACAUCUGGCAAUCUUUAUCUUAAACGCGAACUCAAUUACGAGGCAAUUCAAACUUAUUCGAUAACUAUUCAGGCCAGAGAUGGUGGUGGACUUUCUGGGAAAUGUACUGUGGUUGUAGAGGUAAUGGACGUAAAUGAUAACCCACCUGAGUUUCUCUUGUCGUCACUUAAUAGCCCAAUUCCUGAAAAUUCACCAGAGGCGGUUGUUGCUGUUUUUAGAAUUAGAGACAGAGAUUCAGGGAACAAUGGGAAAACCAUGUGCUCCGUUGCACAUGAUCUCCCUUUCGUCCUGAAGCCAUCUGUGGAGAAUUUCUAUACUCUGGUAACAGAAAAGCCUUUAGAUAGAGAAGCCUACACUGAAUACAACAUCACCAUCACAGUCUCCGACCUGGGCACACCCAGGCUCACAACCCAGCACACCAUAACAGUGCAGGUUUCUGACAUCAACGACAACGCCCCCACCUUUACCCAAACCUCCUACACCAUGUUUGUCAGAGAAAACAACAGCCCCGCCCUGCACAUAGGCACCAUCAGCGCCACAGACUCAGACUCAGGCUCCAAUGCCCACAUCACCUACUCACUGCUGCCGCCCCACGACCCGCAGCUGGCCCUCGACUCGCUCAUCUCCAUCAAUGCUGACAACGGGCAGCUGUUUGCUAUUAGGGCGCUAGACUUUGAGGACCUACAAGCCUUUGAGUUCCACGUGGGCGCAGAAGACCAAGGCUCUCCCGCGCUCAGCAGCCAGGCUCUGGUGCGUGUAGUGGUGCUGGACGACAAUGACAAUGCGCCCUUCGUGCUCUACCCACUGCAGAACGCCUCUACACCCUGCACAGAGCUGUUGCCCAGGGCAGCAGAGCCUGGAUACCUGGUCACCAAGGUGGUGGCAGUUGACCGAGAUUCUGGCCAGAAUGCCUGGCUGUCGUUCCAAUUGCUUAAGGCUACGGAACCCGGGUUGUUUAGUGUGUGGUCGCACAAUGGCGAGGUGCGCACCACCAGGAUGCUAGGCGAGCGCGAUGUGCCCAAGCACAAGCUGCUGCUGGUAGUCAAGGACAAUGGAGAACCUCCACGCUCUGCCAGUGUCACCCUGCAUGUGUUGCUGGUGGAUGGCUUCUCUCAGCCCUACCUGCCUCUGCCAGAGAUGGCGCACGACCCUGCACAAGAAGAAGAUGCGCUGACACUCUACCUGGUCAUUGCCUUGGCGUCUGUGUCUUCUCUCUUCCUGGUGUCUGUGCUGCUGUUCAUUGGAGUGAGAAUCUGCAGGAGGGCCAGGGCGGCCUCUCUAGGUGUCUGCUUUGUGCCUGAGGAACACUUUCCUGGCCACGUGGUGGAUGUCAGCGGUGCAGGAACCCUGUCCCACAACUACCAGUAUGAGGUGUCUCUUACUGGAGGGUCAGCGAUAACCAGUGAAUUUAAGUUCCUAAAUUCAAUUGCCCCUAACUAUCUAACUGAAAGCACAGGGAGAGAAAUAGAUUAAAAACUAUACCCUUCUGCCCAUAGAUGAAGUUCUAAUUUAAACUAUGCCCUUGUUGUGUAAAGAAUGAUGUAAUGUUAACAUCUAACAUCUUGAAGUUAACUAAUUUAGGACAAAAAAAGAAUACCAUUAUUAUUCUCAAGAACCUUUUCUUUAAAGUAUGAAAUGCAUGUGUUGUGUGAUAUAUCCAAUUUAAUUUAAUUUCUCUUUGUUUUUUUAAGUAUUUGUUGAAUUGCAAUCUAUUAAACAACAAAUCUUGGUAGAGAUGAUCUAAA
Messenger RNA from Rattus norvegicus (Norway rat), 3539 nucleotides. Lineage: Eukaryota; Metazoa; Chordata; Mammalia; Rodentia; Muridae. The record is from RefSeq and is a predicted model, not a curated record.